This is a messenger RNA of Gossypium raimondii (Peruvian cotton), 744 nucleotides long. RefSeq names its product 18.1 kDa class I heat shock protein. Lineage: Eukaryota; Viridiplantae; Streptophyta; Magnoliopsida; Malvales; Malvaceae. The record is from RefSeq and is a predicted model, not a curated record. The coding region runs from base 148 to 624 and encodes 158 amino acids. The transcript has a single exon. Gene Ontology annotation, biological process: protein folding; response to heat; response to hydrogen peroxide.
UUCUUCCCCAACAAAGCAACCAGAUUUAAAAGAUCUCGUAAGCAAUCAAAUUCGCUGCUAUUUCGUCACGAUUGGACACUAAUUACUUUCUUCUUCUUUUUUCUGGUCAGAACAUUAAAUCAUUUGUCCUUAUAGAAAGGAAGAGAAAUGGCCAUGAUUCCAAGUUUCUUUGGCAACCGAAGGAACAGCAUCUUCGGUAAUCCCUUCUCCUUUGACGUAUUAGAUCCUUUUAGAGGCUUCCCUUUGUCUUCUUCAUCACUCGCCACCACGCGUAUCCCAGAAACCGCUGCUUUUGCCAACACCAUAAUCGACUGGAAGGAAACUCCGGAAGCGCACGUCUUCAAAGCCGACCUCCCAGGGCUUAAAAAAGAGGACGUGAAAGUGGAGAUUGAAGAUGACAGGAUGCUUCAAAUCAGCGGAGAAAGGAAAAUAGAGAAGGAAGACAAGAAUGAUGCUUGGCAUCGGAUUGAACGUAGCAGUGGGAAGUUCAUGAGGAGGUUUCGGUUGCCUGAAAAUGUGAAGAUGGAGCAGGUGAAAGCUUCCAUGGAAAACGGGGUCCUUACUGUUACUGUUCCCAAGCAGGAAGUGAAGAAACCUGAUCUCAAAUCCAUUGAAGUUUCGUGAAACGUAUGCAACUAUACAUAUGUAAUAUUAUAUUGCCCAUUUACAGCUUUGAGGUUUUACACAAUAGUUAAAAGGAAAUAAAAUCUUGGUGCAACCCAGAUAUUGCAUUCAUUUUUUCAA